Molecule: messenger RNA, 3272 nt
Organism: Rhododendron vialii
Lineage: Eukaryota; Viridiplantae; Streptophyta; Magnoliopsida; Ericales; Ericaceae
Product: protein CHUP1, chloroplastic-like
Exons: 8
Coding region: 528-2879 (783 amino acids)
Biological process (GO): chloroplast organization
Cellular component (GO): chloroplast outer membrane
Source: RefSeq, a predicted model, not a curated record
GCAAAGCUGCCACUUUUCUCACACAUCUCAGAAUAUCGUACUGUACUUUAUACUUUCCCAGCUCCACCCUCGUCUCCCUCUGUGACUGUGAGUAAUGACACUCAGGGAAUCUGUAAAGACAUCAACAUCAUUAUCUCACCAUUUUCUUCCUUUUAGACUGGUUGGGAACGACUUGUGUUGCGUUUCUUGCCCAUUUUGCUUCGUGGGAGUGAAGUGAAGCAUCUUCACAGCUCCAAAUAAUUCAAUCACAAGAUUCACAACUUUCUUCUAGUUGGUUGUGUUAAUUUCCCAGUGUUUUGCAGGGCUUGCAAAUUUUGAAAUUAGGGUUCCUGUGAAAAUCCAUUGCUGUGGGUUUUAAACCUUUCAGAUUCUUGAAGUAUUGAGUUUCUGAGAAAUCUCAGUUUUAUGGGUUUUAGAGCUUGAAGUUGUUUGCAAUCUUGUGGGUUUUAGAGAUUGAAUGCUGUGAUGCACGAUCAAUUAUUCUGCUGUGGUUUGAAGUUUGUUCAAAGUUAAUAGCUUUAUUCACAAUGAAAGAAGAAAACCCAUCUGAGAAUCGAGCAAAAGCACCAAAGUUUUCUGAUCAAAAUCAGAUACCAAAGGGAAACAAUGCAAAAUCCAACAGCAAUUUCUCAAAGCCACGGUCUUCUUGGGGUUCGCAAAUCGUUAAAGGGUUUUCAGCGGAUAAGAAAACCAAGUCACAGACCUCUACUGUUGCAACCAAGAAAAUGCCCCUCACAAGCUCAGACAUACCAAACCAGAAAAACCCAUUUUUGCUUUCACAUUCAAGGGUCAAAAGGUCUCUUGUUGGUGAUUUGUCUUGUUCUGCCCGUGCUACACAAGCUCAUCUCAGCACAAUUAAUACCAACAGGACAAAUCAUUCCGGGUCCCGUGAUAUGUUUCUUGAACUAGACCAUCUGAGAAACUUGCUCCAAGAAUCAAAGGAGAGGGAAUUCAAGUUGCAAGCCGAACUGUCCGAAUGUAAGAGGAACCCUAAGGUUUUGGACCUUGAAAGAGAGCUAGAGUUGAAGAAGGGAGAAGUUGACAGCCUUGUUAGUAAAGUUGGGUUGCUAGAAUCAGAUAAAGUAAGCCUAACUCAACAAUUGGUAUCUCUAACUUCUGGUAUUGAAACUGAAGUUCCAAAUGCACCAGCUUCUUCACAUAAUCUUGAGAUGGAGGUUGUCGAGUUGAGGCGGCUGAACAAGGAGCUCCAACUUCAGAAGAGGAAUCUUUCUUGUAGACUUUCAUCUAUGGAAUCCCGGGUGGCCACUCCUUCAAAAGUUUCCGAGAAUGAGAAUGAGAAUGUCGCAAAGAUAAAAGCCGAGGCUACUUUACUAAGACUUACAAAUGAAGACUUGAGUAAACAAGUUGAAGGUCUCCAACUGAGCAGAUUAAAUGAGGUGGAGGAGCUUGUCUACCUGAGAUGGGUAAAUUCGUGCUUGCGAAAUGAGUUGCACCAUAGCUCAACCAUGGGUUCUGAUAAGGCAUCAAGCCCCAACUCGAAUGAGAGUAGCAAAUCCCUUAACAUGCCUUCUUUUCAUACUGAAGAAAUCUCGGAAUCUAGCAGUGCUGAGAGAUUCAGCCUGAUUAAGAAGUUGAAGAAAUGGCCUAUUACUGAAGAAGAUCUGUCUAGUAUGGAAUGCCUAGAUAACGAUGCCAUAGAUAAAAGUUGGGUUGACUCACAUAGUCCAAGAAGAAGACACUCCAUAAGUGGAUCAAAAUUCUUUGCAGAAGACAUGCUGAGUAAAUGGAGGCAAUCUAAUGGUUUUAUUUGCGUUAAGGAAAUUGAAAAGGAGGUAGAGACACUAGCUACUCAAAAGUAUGGUUUGGAAUCGGAUGUAGUUCAAAAGCCUCAAAUUUUAAGCAACUUCCAAGAAAUUACUAAGUUAACAUCUUCUUUGGAUGUUGCGAAACGGGCAUUGCGUGUUCCUAAUCCUCCUCCAAGGCCUUCGUGUACUGUAUUGAGUGGUUGUAAAGACGAUGGUGCAACUCAAAUUCCACCACCGCCUCCUCCACCCCCUCCCCCACUGCCGCCUCCUAAUUUUGCAACCAGAGGGACCACGGGAGUGGUGCAGCGAGCCCCAGAAGUAGUUGAGUUCUACCAUUCACUCAUGAAGAGAGACUCCAGAAAAGAUUCUUUAAGUGGAGGGAUUAUCGAAGGACCAGAUGUUGCAAAUGUUCGGAGUAACAUGAUUGGGGAAAUUGAGAAUAGAUCUUCACAUCUGAUUGCUAUAAAGGCGGAUGUUGAGACUCAAGGAGAAUUUGUAAACUACCUGAUCAGGGAAGUCAACAAUGCAGUUUAUCAGGACAUUGAGGAUGUAGUGGCAUUUGUGAAGUGGCUUGAUGAUGAACUUUGUUUCCUUGUGGAUGAAAGGGCAGUCCUUAGGCACUUCGAUUGGCCAGAAAAGAAAGCUGACACGCUGAGAGAGGCAGCGUUUGCGUUUAGGGAUUUCAAAAAAUUGGAGAAUGAAGUUUCUAAUUAUCAAGAUGAUCCCAAGUUGCCAUGUGAUAUUGCACUAAAGAGAAUGGUCAAUUUAUCCGAGAAGAUGGAGCGAACUGUUUAUAACCAUCUCCGGGUUAGAGAAUCAUUAAUGUGUCAUUGCAAGGGGUUCCAAAUUCCCACAGAUUGGAUGCUUGACAAUGGAAUUGUUAGCAAGAUAAAGAUGGGCUCUGUUAAAUUGGCAAAGAAGUACAUGAAGCGGGUAGCUAUGGAGCUUCAGGCCAAGGGAGCAUCGGAAAAGGAUUCUGCUAUGGAUUAUAUGCUACUUCAGGGCGUGAGAUUUGCCUUCCGAAUACAUCAGUUUGCUGGAGGAUUUGAUGCAGAAACAAUGCAUGCAUUUGAGGAGCUCCGUAAUCUCGCUCUUGUUUUGAAUAGGAAGUAAAGAGUAAACUACUGUAGUAAUUACUCCUGGGGCAUUGACUACUUGAAGCCCCAGGACCACUAGCUACCACACCAUCAUGUGGGGUUACUAGACUUAGUCGUGAAUCUGCAUGAUUUGUAUAGUGGUUAGGGACACCGGAACGCCACAUAGCCAUUCCCGGGAGCAUUGACUAAUUUUUCCAAGAUGGGUAAAAUCAUAUAGCUAUUGUAGGAUACAAGAGUGAGAAUCUGUGUACAAUCUUUGUGAGGAAUUGUGGUUUUGGUGUGAUUUCACCCCAUCUGUAUGGGUUUCUCCGAAUCAGAAAUGCUUGAAUGUUGACGAUACCAUGUCAGGAAUACGGACGAAUUUUGUAUAUUGAUUUUGAGACAGGCAAAUAAAAUGAAUAGUUUUUCA